Molecule: messenger RNA, 1041 nt
Organism: Polypterus senegalus (gray bichir)
Lineage: Eukaryota; Metazoa; Chordata; Cladistia; Polypteriformes; Polypteridae
Product: zinc-alpha-2-glycoprotein-like
Exons: 3
Coding region: 132-482 (116 amino acids)
Source: RefSeq, a predicted model, not a curated record
GGCUCGGUGAGGAACUAAAGCACUUGAAGCACAAGCUGGGUGUGAAAGCGGACUAUCAUAUGUGAUAUUCUCCACUGUUUGUUGCUUUAUAUCUUCAGAACUUUAGAAGUUUUUUGCUAUAAUUUUCAGAUAUGUUUUGGCUUAAAGUACUUGGAAUAAUCUGUGGGUUACAAAUAUGUUUUGCUGCUGGUCUCAGUGUAUCUCUCCUCCAGAAACCAAUGCCUGAAGAAAUUGAGCUCACUUGUAAAGUCAAUGGAUUCUACCCUAAAGCUAUUGACGUACAGUGGUUCAAAGGUGAAACACAACCUGUACCAGCAAAGAGUGGACAACUUCUACUGAAUGGUGAUAAAACCUACAAGAUCAGCAAGGUUGUGUAUGUGAGUAAUACAGAUUAUGAAGAAGCUAGCUACUACUGCCACGUAGGACAUUCCAGCCUGCCAAGAAAACUCAUUGUGCCCUUGAAUAAAAAAGGAAAAAAAUGAAGCAACAUCAAGAGAUCAGUCCUAUUUUAAUCAAACCUUUGAACUACACAAUGGAUCAACGAGGUUCAAGGCCAGAAAACAAACAGUCGGGAAACAAAUUAUGGGUGCUGUUGGGUGGUGUUAUGAGCAAAGAUGUCUGUCCAUCUGAUCUUCUGUAUCUUCUGUCUUCAUAAAUAUUUUUCUUUCACUCUAAGUACAGUGUUGAUAUUUCUUUAAUAGGCAAUAGGUCACCAAUCACACACUUAUUGCAAAUUGCAAAGUCACUUUAGAUGUGAACAUUUUUAAAAGUGUUUUGGGCUAAUCAAGGACUCCUUCUUUUGAAGAGAUUUUUAUAAUUUGGUUAGCUCAGUUACAGUCUAAUCUAAUUGUAAGUGCAUCUCAGUAAAUAUUAACAAUGAUUAUGAUUAAAAAUCAAAAUGUUAUUAAAGGGAGCUUAAAAGUAAAGAACACUUUAGAAACAACUUGUAGAGUAUAGAGAGAGCAAAGGAAAACUGUCUACUGAUUCAAUUUCUUGAAAUAUCAAUCUUCUUAAAUCAUUUAAUAAAUCUGUUUGCAUUCA